Molecule: messenger RNA, 1030 nt
Organism: Capsicum annuum
Lineage: Eukaryota; Viridiplantae; Streptophyta; Magnoliopsida; Solanales; Solanaceae
Product: DNA replication complex GINS protein PSF2
Exons: 8
Coding region: 114-746 (210 amino acids)
Biological process (GO): double-strand break repair via break-induced replication; DNA replication
Cellular component (GO): GINS complex; nucleus
Source: RefSeq, a predicted model, not a curated record
CGCCUACUUAUAUAGUUCCCCUCCCGCCGUUUUUCACAUUUUCCCGCCAUUAAUAACCCUAGGCCUAAAUAAAAUUCGUCUUCAAUAUUCAAACCCCCCAAAAGAUAACUCCAAUGGCGAAUCAAUCUGAUAAUUCUAUCGCAUUUUCAGCAGAGGAGUUGGAGUUUUUAGCGGAAGAUGAAAUAGUUGAAAUUGUGCCAAACAUGAGAAUGGAACCGCUAAAUCUUAUAUCUGGAGAUUUUGGACCUUUCCGUCCACAAAUAGCUGCUCAGGUGCCUCUCUGGUUAGCUGUGGCUUUGAAGAAAAGAGGGAAAUGCACUAUCAGACCGCCUGAAUGGAUGUCCGUUGAAAAGUUAACCCAAGUUCUGGAGGCUGAAAGAGAUUCCGAGAAGUUCCAAUUGUUACCAUUUCAUUAUGUUGAAAUCUCAAGGCUUCUUUUUGAUCAUGCCCGUGAGGAUAUUCCUGACAUCUAUAUGGUGAGAUCUCUUAUUGAAGAUAUUAAGGAUGUGCGAUUUCACAAAAUUGGAACUGGCUUGGAGAUAAUUUCAAAGGAGGUCACAUAUGCGUUGAGGCUUAAAAAUCUGUCAGCAAUGGAGGCAAAUAUAGUACGUCCAUUCGUUACCAAAGCUUUGCAGACAUUUCAUAAGCUAAAUACUUCAGAAGCAAUACCUGAAUCAGGCAGCGUACCUAACAGACAGCAUCAGGCAAUGAAUCCAAGAGAUAAACGUGUGCUGAAAGGUCGAUGAAGAUGUUAUCUCUCCUCAUUGCCUCGUCCUGACCCCUCAAAGAGACAUGAAUCGAGCGUCCUGGUCCAUUGUGUAUUCGUAUCAUACUUGUUACCAGUUUAUUUGUCAGCGACGAGUGACUUAAAAAUCUCCUUCUGUCAAAUUUCAUGCUGAUUCUGUUUCUUGAUAUUCAGUUAUCAAAAGGUGCCAGGAUCUGUGAUGCAUAAUUUCUAACUUUUGACUGGUUUCUUAGCACAAUUAAGUGGCUGUAUUGUUGCCUUCUAUGAAGGUGAGCCUUGGAGUAA